AUGGUUUCCUUCACCCUUCGGGCCAUUGGUGCCUGUCUCAUCGGCCUGCCCGCCUUGAUCACUGCUGCUCCAACCUCUCAUAUCUCUAGUGAUUUCCAUGUGGUCGAGCAGCUCAAUGCGGCUCCUCAAGGUUGGGUUCAGGGAGGCUCCCCAGCUCCAUCAACCCUGAUGAAGUUCAAGCUUGCACUUGUGCAGAGCAAGACUGCUGAGUUCGAGCAGCGGGUUAUGGACAUCUCCAACCCCAGACAUGCUGACUAUGGCAAACACAUGAGCCGCGAGGAGGUUGAUGCUUUCCUACAGCCUUCCUCCCUUGCGAAGGAGUCCGUCCUUAACUGGCUUUCUUCCGAGGGUGUCUCUAAGCACUCGGUUAAGGCCAACACCGACUGGCUCACCUUCACUACUACCAUUGAAAAUGCCGAGAAGCUGUUCGAUACCCACUUCUACACGUUUAAGAACACCGCCGACGGCAGCCAGAUUAUCCGCACCCUGAAGUACUCCGUUCCUGCAUCCGCUGCUCCAUACAUCCAAAUGAUCCAGCCAACUACCAAAUUCAACGCCCCCCGCCCCGAGCUGAGCAGCGUCUUUACUUCUGACCUCGAAAUGACCUCUUCUGCCGAUGUUGACUGCAAUGUCACUGUUACCCCCGACUGCAUUCGAGACCUCUAUAAGAUGGGCAACACUUUUGCUAAGAAGGACCCACGAAACAGACUCGGCAUUUCUGGAUACCUUGAACAAUAUGCCCGACUUGAGGAUUUCAGCACCUUCAUUGACAUGUUUGUUCCUUCUUUGAAGGGAACUACAUUCGACUUCAAGUCUAUCAAUGGCGGAAAGAAUGAGCAAAACUCUACCCUUGACAGCGUUGAGGCCAGUCUCGAUGUUGACUAUGCCAUUGGUUUGUCUGGAGCUCUCUCCACUUACUACGGUACCGCAGGACGAGGAAAGCUCAUCCCAGAUCUCGACCAGCCCAACAUCACUGACAACAACAACGAGCCCUACAUUGAGCAACUGUUCUAUCUUCUUGAUCUCCCGGAUUCAGAACUUCCAGCCGUUUUGUCCACUUCUUAUGGCGAAAACGAGCAAAGUAUCCCAGCCAGCUACACUUCCGUGGUCUGCAGCUUGUUUGGCCGCCUUGGUGCCCGAGGUGUUUCCGUCAUCUUCAGCAGCGGUGACACGGGUGUCGGCAGUGCCUGCCAGAGCAACGAUGGAAAGAAUACCACCAAGUUCAACCCAAUUUUCCCAGCUGCCUGCCCCUUCGUCACCUCUGUUGGCGGUACCCACCAAAUCAAGCCCGAGGUUGCCAUUCAUUUCUCAUCUGGUGGCUUCUCCGAGCGUUUCGCACGCCCAUGGUACCAAGAGCUCGAUGUUAGGCACUACCUUGGACACGAGCUUGAGAAGGGCAAGUGGGAUGGUCUGUACAACCCUAGCGGACGUGGUUUCCCUGAUGUCGCUGCCCAGUCCUAUAAGUUCGCCACUCGCGAUCAUGGAAAGACUAUUGGCGUCUCAGGAACUAGUGCUUCUGCUCCCCUCUUCGCUGCUGUUGUCUCGAUCCUGAACUCUAUCCGUCUCGCUCACAACAAGCCAAAGAUGGGAUUCUUGAACCCAUGGCUCUACACCGUCGGUCGUAGCGGAUUUACCGAUAUCGUCCACGGUGGUUCCACUGGCUGUACCGGAACUGACAUCUACAGCCACCUCCCAACCCCAUAUGUCCCCGGCGCCAGCUGGAAUGCCACUAAGGGAUGGGACCCAGUUACUGGACUGGGAACCCCUGACUUUGAGAAACUCUCCAAGUUGGUUCUCGCCUUUUAA
Messenger RNA from Nannizzia gypsea CBS 118893, 1806 nucleotides. Its product is annotated as aorsin. The transcript has 2 exons. Bases 1 to 1806 code for a protein of 601 amino acids. Lineage: Eukaryota; Fungi; Ascomycota; Eurotiomycetes; Onygenales; Arthrodermataceae. Gene Ontology annotation, molecular function: tripeptidyl-peptidase activity; serine-type endopeptidase activity. Gene Ontology annotation, biological process: proteolysis. The record is from RefSeq and is a predicted model, not a curated record.